CUGCUCCGCUUUGGCUUCCAGAAAUCCUUGAGUGCCGAAGGGACUAGACUGCUUUUCACGGGACAAAACUGGACAAAGUCAAUUACAAGUGCAUCCAGGGAGGGUGAGUUUAGACAAUAUUAGAAUUCCCACAUGAGCAAGUUCCUGAAGAAGAAGAAUCCUGAAGAAUCUCUAACACUAGAUAGCUCCAAAAAAAUAGCGGGAAGAUUUGGACGAGUGGAUCGGGCUCCCUGCAGCCAAGUGACCUCACCAAGAAGUAAAAAGUCCAAACGUAAACUUCCGUCCGGGCAGACAAGCAGCACCCAGCAGCUUCAGUUCUCAGAAGAUGGAAGCCGACGGAGCAGGAGACUUGAAUCCCAGAAACGCGGUCUGGAAACCAUGAAGACUCUAGUUUUCAUUUUGUGCUUCAUAGGAGCAGCAACUUCAACACUGGCAACUUCAAGGAACACAGCUGAGGAUUCCCAGCCGACCGCUGGCUCCCUGAGUUCAGUUCAGAGUGCUCAGACCACCUCUGCAGCCGACAGAGUGGAGGUCACACCUUUGGAUGGCGAAGAUUCAGAAGAUGAACCUUCAUUGGGAGAAUCGAGAGAGGAGUUGGGGAAUCACACCACUAGCCUAACUUUGGCUGAAGGAACCGCUACUGAAAAGUCCAAAGUUGAAAAGCUGGGCAGUGACCAACCUCCAGGCUCGAGUGAUGAUUUGAAAUCAUUUGAGGACAGCGGUAUCAAACCCAAGGACCCCCAGGAUGUCUUGAGUGUGAACCUGGAAUCUGGGCCAAGCAAGAGUGGCCUCGCUAGCCCCCAGAGUAAGAAUCAAGGUGGAGAGCAGCCCAAAGAAGCAGAUGUACCUGAGGGGUAUUCUGGCAAGAAGCAGAAUUCCACAGAAAUUCCAGAAGAACUCAAUCAAUCACUUGGGAUAAGCGAGGGGCAGGACAAGGAAUAUUCCCAAGUAGAUACCAGAAAGGAGGAAACCAAAGAGCUCAUUGAGUCUGCUGACAGGCAAAACCAAGAGGACAAGGUAAAGGCUUCGGAGAACUCACCUCCCAAGGAUGACAGUUCGAGCAUUAAUUGGAAGCAGCUAAGUGUUGAUCCGUGCCUGAACUUUCAAUGCAAAAGAGGGAAAGUCUGUGAGAUUGAUGUGCAUGGAGAGCCCCGCUGUGUGUGCCAAGACCCAGCCACCUGCCCUCCAGCUAAACUUCUUGAUCAAGUUUGCGGCAAUGACAAUCAUACCUAUGACAGCACCUGUCACCUGUUUGGGAUGAAAUGCGGUCUUGAAGGAACCAAAAAGGGGCAGCACCUGCAGUUGGAUUACGUGGGCGCCUGCAAAUACAUCCCUCCGUGCACAGAGUUUGAGGCCAGCCAGUUCCCGCUGCGAAUGAGAGAUUGGCUCAAGAAUAUCCUCAUGCAACUGUAUGAACACGGCUCUGACAGUUCCGGAUACCUAACCGAGAAGCAGAGGAGUAAAGUGAGGAAAAUCUACCUGGAUGAAAAGCGACUCCAGAGCGGGGACCAUCCGAUUGACCUUCUGCUCAGGGACUUUAAGAAGAACUACCACAUGUAUGUGUAUCCUGUGCACUGGCAGUUCAGGGAGCUGGACCAGCACCCGACAGACAGGGCCUUGUCCCACUCUGAGCUUGCUCAUCUCAGAGCCUCUCUGGUGCCCUUGGAACACUGCAUAACUCGUUUCUUUGAAGAGUGUGAUGCGGACCAGGAUAAGCACAUCUCCCUGAGGGAGUGGGGUCAGUGCUUUGGCAUUAAGGAAGAGGAUGUAGAUGAGAACCUCUUAAUUUGAGCCACGGUUUGAAAGUCAAGUGCCUUCCACCUCACGGUGCACCGCUUUAUAUACCUACCAAACUAUGUAACUAGUAGAUGAAUGCCUUUGCGCAGAAAGCUGUAUAAUAAGUUGUAAUGGCAUGAGAAAGAUUUUGAAGUAACCCAUGCAGUAAGUACAGGGAAGCAAAAUGUCCCUCAAGAAAAGCAAAUAUAAACAAAUUAUAUUAGAGGUUUCCCAGUUUACCUGAAGGGCCAGUUAGUAGGGAACAGAAAUGGGCCAUCAUUCAUAUUUAUUGAGAACUUUCUUUAUGCAGAGCACUGUAUUAAGCACUUGGAUGAGUACAGUAUAACAGUUGGUAGACAAGUUCCCCACCCACAACGAUCUCACAAUCUAGAGGAGGAUAUAACGCUGCCUCCAGUAGCAUCAACCUUUAUCUUUGUUGUUAAUUACGUUCUGUCUGUCAACAGUAUUUGUUGUACGACUACAGCGUGCCACCUAUUACAAUUAAUUGUAAUACUAAUUAAGGUGUAAUUACUAAUACAAUUAAUUGAAAGGCAACGGAGCAUCCCGUUCGAAUGUAAGUUCCUUGAGGCCAGUAUUUUGUCUUCUAUUGCUUCUUCCCCGAACACCAAGUACCCCGCUUUGCAUAGUCAGGGCUCAAUAAAUGAUGAUGAUGACGAUGAAGAUGAUGAAGGUAAUGGUGGUUGUUGCUGUGGCUUUUGUCCUAUUUUCUCUCCUCUCCUUCCCUGGUGGCUCCUGCUCUUCCCUAUCCCAGCCAACUUCUUAGCAGUCAGAAGGCUGCAGAGCCUAAAAUUCACCCUGUGUUUGGCUCCCACUGCAGACCUUGUUCGAUAAGCAGCGGGGUAAGUGGCAGGCUCAGGCGGUAUCCGCUUUGGACCUGUUCACCGUGUCUGGGUGAGUCAACUUACUACCACCUUAUUGUUGCCCUCACCCUUCUUUCUCUCUUUCGCGGGGGCCCCAUGGCAGACAUAAGGCCCUGGGACCCUAGAUUCCCCCGUCUCCCUGGUUACCAACCAGCCAUCCACCCAAUUUCAUUCAUUCAUUCAUUCAAUCAUAUUUAUUGAGUGCUUACUAUGUGCAGAGCACUGUACUAAAAUUUCUGUACAUGUACUCAACACAGCAUGACUUGGCUGUGUUUCUAAGGUGCAGCUUUGGCAAUAAGGAAGAGAACAAGAUAGUGCUGGACACGUUGGAAAGUCAUGCUGUGCCUCCUUAGUAUGGCAUGGGAUUAAGCGGCAAACUUGUCCACUUCAGCCCAAAGAAAGUAAGUUUAGAGAAUUCACGUGAUUUUUAAAAAUACCAUUUGUUAUUGAGCAUUGUUGCCAUAUUUUUAGAUUGCUAGUCGAUUAUUCACUGCCUGACUUGCAUGUCCUGUUCACGCACCUCUAAGAAAGAAAAGAAGUUAUCUGCCGCAAUCCGGAGGAGGCAUAUUUAAUGAGGAUACCUUGGGUUUGGCCUGCAUUUUUGCAUCUGUAAUUCCACUCUCUUCAGUAGUAUAUGUAAUUUUAGAAAAUGAAUUAUGCAAGGUAUUAAAAUGUGUCUUGUUCCACAUUA
This is a messenger RNA of Ornithorhynchus anatinus (platypus), 3348 nucleotides long. RefSeq names its product SPARC like 1 (gene SPARCL1). The coding region runs from base 133 to 1791 and encodes 552 amino acids. The transcript is spliced from 13 exons. The record is from RefSeq and is a predicted model, not a curated record. Lineage: Eukaryota; Metazoa; Chordata; Mammalia; Monotremata; Ornithorhynchidae. Gene Ontology annotation, molecular function: collagen binding; extracellular matrix binding; calcium ion binding. Gene Ontology annotation, biological process: anatomical structure development.